AUGAGCUCAAACACUCACAAUGUUUUGAAGCCUCAUUCGAGUCCGGCAAAAAACAGAGUUAUGUUGAAUAACUCCUUUGAAAAUAAUAGAUCAAGUUCAUUUACCAUGGAUGACACGCCAUCUAAAUCACAUAAUCCAAAACGUGAUUAUAUCAAUUCAAACCCAAUUCAGGUCAUGAAUAACGAUGCAAUUCCUCGAAUUUUACCACCAUCACAUUUAUUAAUGGAGGAUGUAAUUGAUCCGGAUUUGGAAUUACAGAAUAAACUUGUUGAAAGCUCACCCAUAACUUCAAAAAUACAACCAAGUAAAUCAAUUUAUAGACAUGAGUUGCUAAACAACAAGAAUGUUUAUUCAAAUUUAGAUGAAAUGGUAAAAGCUAAUGAAGUUUUUAGGAAUAUUUAUGGUACAAGUCCAGUCACAGAAAGUUCAGUAAACUCAAUCAAUUUCAACGCUAGUACAAAUCAAGUUAAAUUAAAUUCAAGCCACAAAUCCAAAAACCAGUUCAAAAGAAAAAAACUUGAUCCUGAAUACUGUUUUAGCUCAAAUCUUACAACAUAUGAUGGUCAAUUAUUGUUGCAACAACCUCUUAACGAUAACGAAUUAAAUGAUAAUUUUCAGCUACCAAAUGCCAGUUAUUCAAAUUUCAUGAAUGAUUUCACAGGUACUUUGAAUGUUCCCGAACCAGAUGAAUUCGAAGAAGAACCUCAAGCACCCUUGGAUUUGGAAAGACAAAAAUUGAUGGAUUAUUAUGUACAACAACCUCAUCAAAAACUAAUAACUAAAACCGAAAUUAAAAAUAAUUUUGUUGAACAUAUUGUUGUUUUAAAAGUUCCAAAAUCAUUUUUAAAAACUAUAUCAACUGAUUUCAAUUUUGAUUUUAAAGUCCCAUAUUCAAAACCUGAGUUAAAUGAUUUAGAUGAUGUUCCAUUAAGUCAACUUUAUAAUGGGGGCCCCCAAACUUAUCAAAUACAACCAAAUUUUAAUAAUAAUUCUUCAAAUCAUGAUUUAAAAAAAUUAUAUCUUUCACCUCAAAAAUCAGGUUGUUGGACAUGUAGAGUUCGUCAUAAGAAAUGUACAAAUGAAAGACCUAAAUGUAAUGAUUGUUUGAAAUUUGAUUUAGAUUGUGAUAUAAGUGAGGAAAGACCUGAAUAUAUGAUUAAUCCAAUUUUACAAAAACGAAUGGUUAAAAAGAUUAGACAAAUGACUGAUUUAUAUAAAGCUCAACAUCGUCAUUAA
Molecule: messenger RNA, 1236 nt
Organism: Lodderomyces pseudojiufengensis
Lineage: Eukaryota; Fungi; Ascomycota; Pichiomycetes; Serinales; Debaryomycetaceae
Gene: UME7
Product: DNA-binding transcriptional regulator
Exons: 1
Coding region: 1-1236 (411 amino acids)
Biological process (GO): regulation of DNA-templated transcription
Molecular function (GO): zinc ion binding; DNA-binding transcription factor activity, RNA polymerase II-specific
Source: RefSeq, a predicted model, not a curated record